Fimicolochytrium jonesii is the source of this 1075-nucleotide messenger RNA. RefSeq names its product DUF1771-domain-containing protein. The transcript has 2 exons. The record is from RefSeq and is a predicted model, not a curated record. The coding region runs from base 132 to 698 and encodes 188 amino acids. NCBI's taxonomy places the organism in Eukaryota, Fungi, Chytridiomycota, Chytridiomycetes, Spizellomycetales, Powellomycetaceae.
CCCCAAUUUCAACAAUUUCAACUCUCAUCUACUGUACUGUACAAAGAGCAUCCGGCCAACCCAGCUGAAGCUACUUUCUAGCCGUUGCAUAUCUGCUUUAUAGUUAGAUUCCUUUAUUACACCUCCGAAAAAUGGGCAACCUGCAGUCGAGCACCUCUCCGAAUUCGUCGGACCCGGGCGGGGCUAGCAUUCCGCCUCUAGCCCAGGAUUUUCGGCAACAGGCGGAUGAGCAAGCCCGUCUGCGAAAUUCCUGCUACCAGAGUUCUCAGGAAGCUUGGCGCUCAGGGCAAAAGGACCAAGCAAAGGUCUGGAGUAUCAAGGGGAAGGAACAUGAUCAGCAGAUGCGAAUCUUGAAUGAGCGGGCAGCGGCCGAAGCCUUCGCUGUCAACAAUCGCGGCAGAGACUUGUCCGAGAUUGACCUGCAUGGCCUAUCUGUCGACGGAGCGAUCGGUGCUGUCAAGCAGCAUUUGGGGAAGUGUAGGAAAAACGGCGUGAAGAAGACGGUGGUCAUCACAGGUCGCGGGCUGCGUAGUUCCAACGGGGUUGCCAAAAUCAAACCUGCGGUGGAAGCACUUCUCAGGGAGGAAAAGCUCCGAGCGACUGAAGACCCGAGAAAUCCCGGCUGUAUUGUUCUUGAGCUUGAUGUGCCGACAUCUUCGAUCGGGUGGUUCAUCGAGAAGGCCUGCGUCAUUAUGUGACCUGAGUGUGUUUGCUGGGAGAUCGAAUUUUUUUUUCCGUAAGCUGGGUUUGCCACUGUCGCCGUAGAUAAAGGUGAUAGCUACUAUGUCCUGCACGAGUGGUUAGGGCGGUGAGCAGGCAGGGGCCUAUCGAUCAGUCUAGCUUCCACCUUGAUAAAUAAACCAUUGCUCUGUGAGCGGCAUGUGCUUCACAAAUUCACCCCCGAGUUCGUUCUCCCGUCAAGCUCGAGACGGGUCACCACAUGGAUCAUCCAUGGAUCAGCUAAGGAAGUGUCUCCCGGUCCGGCGACCGCACUGUCGAAAUUUGGGAGACCACGCCAGCCAUUGGGAAUCCAUGCAGGGAGAUUUCUAUCUGUUUCUAUCUAACCCCGUUGCUC